This is a messenger RNA of Tinamus guttatus (white-throated tinamou), 443 nucleotides long. NCBI's taxonomy places the organism in Eukaryota, Metazoa, Chordata, Aves, Tinamiformes, Tinamidae. The record is from RefSeq and is a predicted model, not a curated record.
AUGGAAGCAGCGCUGAUCUUCCUGUGCUCGCUGUUGCUGCCGGCAGCUCUGGCGGACGUGAGCACCGAGGAGAAGGAGAAAGAUCCCUUUAACUAUGACUACCAGAGCCUGCGGAUUGGGGGGCUGGUGUUCGCCGUGGUCCUCUUCACUGUGGGCAUUCUCCUCAUACUCAGCCGGAGGUGCAGGUGCAGUUUCAACCAGAAGCCCAGAGCACCAGGGGAUGAAGAGGCUCAGGGCGAGAACUUGAUCGCUGCCAAUGAGCAAGCGCCCGAGCAGGGCCUGAACAGGUUCACCUACGACUAUGACACCAUCCGCAAUGGGGGGCUGAUCUUUGCCGUGGUGGCCUUUGUCAUCGGGCUCCUCAUUAUCCUCAGCCAGCGGUUCCACUGCGGAGCCAAGAAGAGGAGGAGACAAGGAGACGAGGCCGAGCUGUAGCUGCAGGU